CGCACGUGCCGCGGGAUCUGAGCAACGGGAUACUUACCUUCGAGCAGGACUCGCCGCGAUGAUCGGAUACCUCAUCCUUGUAUUUGCAAUGUCGAGCGCCACUCUGGCGAUUCCACAAUGGUACGGAGGACCAGCUUAUGCGCCUCACGCUUCCCCAGCGCCUUUGGGCCCCGAUGGCCGUGUGGUCGACACUCCGGAAGUCGCGCAACUGAAAUCUGCUCACUUGAGUGCUUUGGCGGAGGCUAACGCGCGCGCACCGAAGGGACCGGGCUUGGUUGGCGGAUACGCCGGACCCGACGGAUCUUACGCUUCUGGAAAUUACAUCUCGCAUUACAGCGGACCACCGGCUCCACUGGGUCCGGACGGUCGCGUGGUCGACACACCCGAGGUUCAACAAGCCAAGGCCGUCCAUUUCUCUCUCUACAAUGCGGAAGCGCAGCGCGUGCCGGCUGGUCCAGCUGAUCCAGUUGCUGGCGCCUACGAUCCGUCCUGGAACAAUGCUGGUGCCUACAAUCCCGCCUGGGACGGUUCGGCUCGCAAUUACUACUAAAAGCGAACGUCGAUCGUUCGCAGGGAAACGACCGGAUCAAGGCGACCCGAGAAACGCGCUUCCUCUCGUCGAAUGGACGUCGAUGUUCCAGCGGGAUCGAUCGAUCCCGCUGGAUCACGCGAGGUCCUUCGGUGUUCUUCAGCUACCUCAGAAUUGGAAGACUAAAACGACACGAAUUAGAGAGCGUGGUUGGGCGAGAUAAAUCCUUUCCGUUGCAUUGCGAGAGAAUUAAGGAGAUUCAGUUCGAUCAUGAUCCAGCGACUGGGAAAAACGCGGUAGUAACGGCCGGCAACGCGAUGCAAUUGAACGGUUAUUUAUGCUCGGAGACCGCGCAAGAGAUAUGAUCUGUCGUACAUAUAUAUUAUAUCCCGCUCGCUGUAUUAUGUCGUUAGCGUUCCCCACGUACUCGAGAUCGUGUACAGUAAUUCGUGUCCCGCGACGCAAACGCCGUCACGACGUUAACUACCUCCUACGAUCGGUCCGGCCGAUGCAUCCUCGCUGAUUCAUCUCCCGAUGAGCGAUAUAGAGCUUCCUGCCUGCAUUUUAAGCGUUGCACUUUGUACACUUCCUAUUGUCACGUGCGACCACUUGUAUCCGG
Dinoponera quadriceps is the source of this 1148-nucleotide messenger RNA. Its product is annotated as cuticle protein 2-like. NCBI's taxonomy places the organism in Eukaryota, Metazoa, Arthropoda, Insecta, Hymenoptera, Formicidae. The transcript is spliced from 3 exons. The record is from RefSeq and is a predicted model, not a curated record. The coding region runs from base 59 to 550 and encodes 163 amino acids.